UUGAAAAAUUCUUUUUAAAAAAUAAACAAACUUUUAAGUGAAAUGUGUAGGGACAGUGUUACAAGUAUAAAUCAAUUUAAAUUCAUUUAUCCGGUCUUAGAUGGAAUAGGAUGUUUCGUAUUUAUGGCAAUUAUGUUAGCACUUUUAUUUGCAGAUUGGUCCAGAUUGAUUUUUGCGUCAUUGGUACUUAUACCCACGACGUUUGCCGCGGAUAUUUUCAAUCUAUUAUUUAUAUGUUCACUGGAUACUGAAAACGAAAAAGCAAUAUAUGUAGUUUGUCAGUACCUCAUGGGAUUGAUCUGUGCUUUAGAUGGUACUCUAUUAUUGCUGAUCACUCUUCAAUAUAAGUGGAUGAUUCAGCAUUGCUUAAGUGUUACUUCCUCAGUUUACUUCGUUGGAAGUGUACUGCAUGUGUUGGAAGGAAAUUAUGCUCAAAAACUGCUAAUUGAUACCUCCUGGGCAUAAAACAGCGUCUUUCGCAACUAAUUGCUCAAAAUUAUUUUUUUAGGAAAUGUUCUUACAAUAAAACAAUUAAGUGUAAAGAAAUUUUGAUGAUAAAAGUAAAUAUUAGCAUAACGCCAAUAUAAUUCGAGUCCAAUAAUAAAUUAUACAACGUCCGUGAACUUUUCAAAACUGUUAGGAUUUGAUUAUAAACUGAGAAUAUAUUGUCGAUCAUUCUAAGUAAGCGAAUAUAUCUGUUAGACACCUCUAUUUAUUAAAUAAAUAAACAGCAAAUAGGAAGAAGUUAUAUUAAAACACGUGUGAUCCUAAACAUCUAAACUGAAAAAUUAUACCCAAACAUACAUGGUAACAAAGAAAAUGCAUUAAAAGCACCAGCCAACAGCACCAAAAAAUAUAUAAGCCAUGUAACAUAAACGCAAACAAGAGCAAUUUGAUAGCAUCCUAUACUAUGGUAAAAUGACUGUAAAUAACAA
Teleopsis dalmanni is the source of this 935-nucleotide messenger RNA. RefSeq lists its product as uncharacterized. The transcript is spliced from 3 exons. The coding region runs from base 43 to 465 and encodes 140 amino acids. The record is from RefSeq and is a predicted model, not a curated record. NCBI's taxonomy places the organism in Eukaryota, Metazoa, Arthropoda, Insecta, Diptera, Diopsidae.